AUGGCAAAAGGAUCAACACCAACACCCCCACCUCCAACAGGUAAAGGUGGUAAAAGUGCACCAGCACCAACUCCUGAUAAAGGCGGAAAAGGAGGAAAAAAAGAGACAAGUGCACCAGUACCACCAACAUCAGAUAAAAAGGGUGGAAAGGUUAGUGGAGUAAAAGAUUCAGUAGUGGCACCAACAACUGGUUUACCAUUGGCACCAGAGAAACCAAGAUGGACAGGUAAACAACCUGUUCAAUAUUUAAAUGAAUAUUGUCAAAAGAAUCAAAUGGAUAGACCAAAUUAUAUAGAAGUAAAGAGUAAACCAGGUAAACAUAAAUUUAAGGUUAUAUUAAAAUUUGAAGGUAAAAAGAAACAAAUCACCGAGAAAGAAUAUAUAACGACGACAAUAUACGAUACUACACAAGAGGCGAAAUCAUAUACAGCAUUGGUAGCACUCUUUAGUUUAUGUGGUAAUACAACUAUUUAUAAAUUAUUCCCACCAGAAUAUACACCCUUUUGGAUGCAAUUAGAUCAAGAAUCAAAACAAGAGGAAGAAAAGCAACGUCUACUUUUAGAACAACAAUUAAAAUUUGAAGCUGAAAAUGCGGAACCAGUUAGAACUCAUACUCAAAUGAUACCACAAAUUCAUAUGUCUGAAGAAGCAAUGAGAAUUGUACAUUCCCUAGUAUUGGAGUUAUGUCAAAAUGAUGUUAGUAGUAGUAGUAGUGAUAUAGCAUCAACAUCAACAUAUGAAGAAAGAAAACAAUUGGAUGAAAAAGAAAAAGAGAUUAUUUUAUCAACAUUGGUUGAAUUGGGAUUUAAAAAGGAAGAUAUUUUAUUAGCAUUGGUAAAUGUUUGUGAUCAUAAUAAUAUUCAUGGUAUAAUUGAAUGGUUAUGUUUAAAUGUAUCAAAUUCACAAUUACCAGAACAUUUUAGACCAAAAACAAUUGGUAUUGAUAAGAUUGAUAUCAAUCAAUCACCAUUACCUUCACUUUUAAUUGAACCAAAUAAACCAAUCUAUAAUAAAACUAAAAGUGAAUUUGAAAAUUUAGCCAUUUUACCAAGAGAUACUAUAAAACUUAUAAAUAAUACAAAAUCAAUUUAUAAUGAUAUCAAUGAUGAUGAUGAUGAUGAUGAUGAUGAUGAUGAUGAUGAUGAAUUAAUAGUAUUCUUUAAAGUUUAUUUAAAUUUAUUUAAAUUAAAUGAAAAUAAUAACAAUAAUAAUCAAUUUACAAAUGAUGAUGACAUUAAAGAACAAAGUAAAGAAAUUAUUGAAAAUGAAAUAUUAGCAUUACAAUCGAUUUAUAUGAAUAAUGAAAUUGAAUUUAGUUCAAAUAAUCAACAUAUUAUUUAUAAUGGUCAAUCACCAUCAUCAUCAUUUAAAUGUAAUAUCUAUUUACCAACAUCAUUAAUUACUUAUCCAUUUCAAUUACCAAUUAUAACUUUUUCAUCAGCAAAAUCAACACCAAUUACAAAUCAAAUAGUUAUUCGUUCAAUUUUAAAUGAAUUACAAUCAUCAAUUGGUAAUCCAAUGAUUUUUAAUAUAAUAUCUUGGUUGGAUCAAAAUAUUUCAAAUAUUUUAUCAAAUAAAUUAAAACCACUUAAUACUCCAAUUAUAAUUGAUAAUAAUACGAAUAAUUCAAAUAAUAAUAAUAAUAAUUCAAAUAAUAUUGAAACUUUAAAGAAUAAUAAUAAAGUACAAAAACAACAAAAUAAUAAUAAUAAUAAUAAUAAUAAUAAUAAUAAUAAUAAUAAUAAUAAUAAUAAUUAUAAUUAUAAAAAAGUAUUAAAUGAAAAAGAAAAAUUAAAAAUUAAUAAAGAAUUAAAGAAUGAAUAUGAUAGAUUAAUUAAAGUUGAUAAAGGUGUGAUUAAAAAGAGAGAAUCAUUACCAGUUUUUAAGAGAAAGAAAGAAUUUUUAAAAUGUUUACAAGAGAAUCAAGUCGUUGUUAUUACAGCAGAGACUGGUUGUGGUAAGAGUACUCAAAUUCCUCAAUACAUUUUAGAAUCAUUCAUUUCCCAAGAGAAAGGAUCAGAGUGUAAUAUAGUUUGUACACAACCUAGAAGAAUCUCAGCUAUUGGUGUGGCAGAGAGAGUUUCCUAUGAAUGGAAUUGUGGUACUGUUGAGAACUCAAUUGGAGGUUUGGUUGGUUACCAAAUUAGAAAUGAAUCAAAGAGGUCGCAAUCCACCAGACUAUUGUUUUGUACCACCGGUAUUCUAUUAAGAAGAAUAUUGGAUGUAUCAAACAUCUCUGAUCUAUCACAUAUCAUCAUUGAUGAAGUUCACGAACGUUCAACUGAUAAUGACUUUUUAUUAAUCAUUUUACGAGAAAUCAUUUCAAAACGUAAAGAUUUGAAAAUCAUUUUAAUGUCUGCAACUUUAAAUGCUAAACAAAUUGCAAACUAUUUCAAAUGUACUGAUGAUAGUAUUUUUUCAAUUCCUGGUUUCACUUUUCCUGUUAAAAAUAUUUAUAUUAAUGAAGUUUUACCAUUAAUUAAUAAAUAUAAUCCAAACUAUAAAGAUUCAAUUACAACAACCACUACUACAACUACAACAACAACUACAAAUGAUACAAAUGAAGAUGAAGAAGAAAUUUUAAAUAAUAAAUUAAAUCAAUUAAAAAUUAGUAUUGAUCAAAAAAGAAUUAAUUUAGAUGUUGUUGAAUCAUUGAUUUUACAUUUGGUUAAUGGAGUUUUAAAAAAAGAUAAAUCAAUAUUAGUGUUUGUACCAGGUUUAUCGGAUAUUUUAGAGUUAUGUUCAAGAUUAGGUAAACCAAUUUCAACGUUUACUGAAGCUAUUUGUCAAAGAAUUUGGUGUGUACCAUUACAUAGUUCAUUAUCACCAAAGGAUCAACAAAAAGUAUUUGAAAAAGCACCAAAUGGUAGGGUCAAAGUUGUAAUAGCUACAAAUAUAGCUGAAACUUCUAUCACCAUUGAAGAUGUUGAAAUCGUUGUAGAUUGUGGUAGAGUCAAUCAAAUGACAUUUAAUUCUAUCACUGGUAACUCUGUAAUGUCUGAAGAAUGGACUUCGAAAGCAUCAUGUCGUCAAAGAGCUGGUCGUGCAGGUCGUACCUCCUCUGGUUUAUGUUUUAAGGUUUUCACUAAAUCAAUGGAAUCACAACUUCAAGAUCAAGAUACACCAGAGAUAUUGAGAACUUCACUUCAACAACUUUGUCUUCAUGUUAAACUUUUCUUAAAAAAUAAUAAAAAUACAACCAUUCAAGACUUUUUAAAUCGUGCAAUUGAACCACCAAGUUCUGAACAAAUUCAAUCAUCAAUUAAUGAAUUAAUUUCAAUUGAUGCUUUAAAAAUCAAUCAACAACAGCAACAAGAAUUAACACCAUUAGGUUAUCAUUUAGCAAGUUUACCAGUUGAUGUUUAUAUUGGUAAAAUGUUAUUAUUUGGUUGUAUAUUUAGAUGUUUAGAUCCAAUUUUAACAAUUGCUGCAACAUUAAAUUAUAAAUCACCAUUUUUAAAUCCACCUGAUAAAACUAUACGUCCAAUGGAUAAAUUUUCAUCACCAAAUCAAUCAGAUCAUCAAACUCUUAUCAAUGCUUAUAAUUCAUGGAGAAAAUCAAUACAAGAUGGUAAUGAAUAUCAAUUUUGUCGUGAAAAUUACUUAUCAAUACCAACACUACGUACUAUUCAAGAUUUGAAAUUACAAUUUGUUGAAAUUCUAUCAGAGAUUGGUUUCUUACCACAAUCAAUAACUGCAAAGAAAAUUGCAAAACUUCAACAACAACAACAGCAAAAGGGUAACAAUUAUUCAAAUGAUUGUAUUGAUGAAUUUGUUGGUUAUAUUUAUAAUUCAAAUUCAAGUAAGAGUAAAAUCAUUACAAGUGUAUUAUGUGCUGGUAUGUAUCCAAAGAUUGCAAGAAUCGAUUAUCCAGAUGCAAAGUAUAGCCAAACUGCAAGUGGUGCUAUAAAGAAUAAAUACUCUCCGGAAUCAUUGCUAUUACUCACUAAACCUCCAAAUUGUGGUCCUGGAAAACCAUUGGAAAGAGUUUUCAUUCAUCCAAGAUCAACAAACUUUAAAGAGGGUGAAUGGGUUUACCCUUUCAUUAUCUACAAUGAUAAGGUUAAAACUUCGAAACUAUUCCUUCAUCAUAUUACAAAUCUAUCUCCCCUAACUUUACUAUUAUUCUCUUUGGGUGGUAAUAUUGAAAUCGAUAAAUCCUAUCAAACCAUUUCCCUCGAUAAAUGGCUGAAAUUUAAAGCUACCUCUGGUAAAAUCAUUGUAUUAUUAAAAGAGAUCAGAAUCUUAUUCAAUCAUUUAUUAAAACAAAAAAUUGAUCAACCAUCUUAUUCAACUUCCUCUUCAAUCAUUAUUGAUAUUAUUACGAAAUUGGUUUUAUCUGAAGGUUAUCUUUAA
Messenger RNA from Dictyostelium discoideum AX4, 4356 nucleotides. RefSeq names its product DEAD/DEAH box helicase (gene dhx57). Lineage: Eukaryota; Evosea; Eumycetozoa; Dictyosteliales; Dictyosteliaceae. The transcript is spliced from 2 exons. Gene Ontology annotation, molecular function: hydrolase activity; nucleic acid binding; nucleotide binding. The record is from RefSeq and is a predicted model, not a curated record. Bases 1 to 4356 code for a protein of 1451 amino acids.